This is a messenger RNA of Cucurbitaria berberidis CBS 394.84, 1586 nucleotides long. RefSeq lists its product as uncharacterized. The record is from RefSeq and is a predicted model, not a curated record. The coding region runs from base 221 to 1210 and encodes 329 amino acids. The transcript has 2 exons. Lineage: Eukaryota; Fungi; Ascomycota; Dothideomycetes; Pleosporales; Cucurbitariaceae.
AAGCGACUCUCUGUUAAUUUGCGUCUUGCAAUCUUAUAAGGCCAGCUGCCCGACUCGGGCAUAUGUCCUUUCCUUGCCAACAUGUUCCCGACCGUCAUAGUCAGCAUGACGCUUUGCUAACGCGCAUUGAUGCAGUUGCCAUUUCUUUUCGCUGAGAGAUAGUCCACUUUCGCUUUCCGCUUCCACUUUGCCAUCCUCAGCUUGUUCAACGCCUAUCACGAUGCGGUCUUUCGGUACAUUGGCCUUCCUGGCUUUGCCAUUGUUCAGCACUGUUUUCGCCGGCGAGCCUGCUUCCCCAACGAAGCAGGUCGAGGCCAACUCCAUCUACGCCAGCGCGCAGGAUGCCUUCCAAGACCUGCUCAACGCGCUGCCUGAAGAAUCACUGCAAGCGGCAUUGAGUGGCCUCAAGGACUUCCAAAAGGGUGUCUUUGAGUCGCACCACCGAGGUGUCGAGCACGUCCACGACAACAAUCCUGCCUUGGCAACAAAGCUCAUCGUCGCUGCUGUUCGCGACCUCAAGAAGAGACAAGCAGGAACUUCAAAUGGCACCACUCCCCAACCUCCAAGCCCUCCACCACAAACGAGUGCCCAGCUGCCGCCAACCCCCGAAAGCAGCGCCGCUCCACCGCCACCCCAGCAAAGCAGCGCAGCACCACCGCCAGUCUCCUCUGCUGACCGCCCUGUCGUAGUUCCUGUUGAGGCAACGACGACGGACAGCCAGGGUCGCACUGUUGUGCAAACCACUUCUGUCCUCAGCCAAGUAACUGCCUCGGUCGAAGUGACCAUUGUCCGCACCAACGCCCAAGGCAGCGCUGUAACUACCACGGAAAACCGCCCUGCCGUUGUCAAGACAACCACCGACUCCGCCGGCCGUACGACCGUCACCACUUCUGCCGCCAGGUUCGCACCGACUGCAGGCGAAGUGCUUACCGCGACCAAUGCCCAAGGCUCCACCUUUUUGACCACGUACACACCUGGUGGAGGCAAGAUCAGCAGCGUGAAGCUGAUUACCACGACGGGCGCGGACGGCAAACCGAGCACGAUUACAAGCUACGCGUUUGUUGAUCCCGCAGAGGUACCCAAGACAAGCGGCGGCGACAGCAAGCCCACGCAGACGACCGGAAAGCCAUCCCUGCAAACGGGCGCAGCGAACAAGAACUUCGCCGUGGGCUACGCAAUGGUCGGAGGAGCGCUUGCUCUCUUCGUAUAAGAGAUGGAUGUAUACACCUAGUUCCUAUCACGCGAUCACGACUCUCCUUUCAGCAUCAGCAUCAGCAUCACACUCCUUAUGAUACCCACACAUACAUUCCUUACGACACCUUGAAUUCGUGUACAUGAACAUUUUGCGCUUUGCUUUGGCUUCGGCCUCUGAUUUUUAAACUGCGUUACUCAAAAUUGGCAUUUAGCGCUGCAUUGUUGGGGUUGUGACGGCAUGGUAAUCUAAUCUUGGGCGUCGUCAUUAUAUAUAUAUACAGAGCUAGUUAGCUCCUUUCUCUCCUUCAAUAUACCUGCGGGUUUUGAAGAGGGCUUCGUUGUUGGGAGAAGGGAUAGUCUGGAGAAUAGGGACUAUGAUAUGGAAGAUUGAA